Molecule: messenger RNA, 4149 nt
Organism: Nothobranchius furzeri (turquoise killifish)
Lineage: Eukaryota; Metazoa; Chordata; Actinopteri; Cyprinodontiformes; Nothobranchiidae
Product: E3 ubiquitin/ISG15 ligase TRIM25
Molecular function (GO): zinc ion binding
Source: RefSeq, a predicted model, not a curated record
UCAUUUACAGGAAAUGAAACUGAACCUUGCAGUCACUUCAAAAACAAACAGUUCCAUCAGCAGAACAGAAGGACUUCCACAUGCAAACAGGCGAGGUCAGCUUCCUCAGGCUUGUUAGCACAAAGUUUUAUCAUUCGAAUAUAAUAAACAGAAACUUGUUUAUAACUUGUUUAUCAAGUGUAACAGCAGUUCUGUAACUUCAUCUGCAGCGGAAGCCUUGAGUUUGGGAGGAGGGGAAGGGUACGGUGAGUUUCAUCUCCUCAGUAAAGACUAGAUGUGAAGCAAGACGGAGUUGUGUUUUGAUUCUGCUGUUUGUUUAUAUUUAUUUAUAUUUAAUCAGAUGAGUCGAUCACUCUCUUUUAUAACAAUGAGCCAAGAGGCAGCAGCAGCAGACACAUAGUUAGCUUUACACCAAAGAAAACAGAUAAGACAAAAUCAAACAACAUAAAAAUAAAACAGUUAGACACAAAGAUAAAAGACUGUUCUCACAUAUAAUAUGUACAAGCAAUCUAAACAGACUUAAAACAGUCUUUAGGUGCUCAGAAGCACAUUGAUCAGAAACUAUUAAUUGCAAUAAAUUAUUGACGGUAGAUAAUGGAAUGUAAGUAGUGAGCUUCAGUGGUUUUUGCUAGCCUGGCCUGCCAGACUCCUCAUCUGUUUAAUUCUGCACAGAGAAAGGGUCUGGGAACUCUCCUAUUCAAAUAACCCCACCCAGUGAGAAUUCUAACCGAGCCAAUCAGCGCUGAGUAGCGUACGUCACACACCACAACACCGAGUUUGUCACAAACAUGGUGACUGAAGUGGAGUUCGCUGCGGCUCUUCCCUCUGUUCUAAAUUAUUUGAACAUGUCUUUAAAACCACAACAAGUAGAAGCACUAAAAGCAUUUCUUCUAAAAAAAAAAAAAAAUGUUUGCGCCGUUGCCAGACGCUAUUUUUUUUACUACAAUGAGAAAUCUACCGCGUCCCGGUACAGUCGGGAUUUCCGUCUUUUUUUUGAUUGGUCAUUUUUGAGCUGCCUAGUCCCGCCCCUCAAGUGCCUCUCUGCCUGUGAGUUACCAGACUCAUUCUCUGUGCAGAAUUAAACAGAGGACGAGUUUGGCAGGCCAGGCUAGGUUUUUGCAGCUCAUUCCAGUCAUUAGAAAGCAAACUGGAAUGAGGAGCGGCCAAAGGAGGUGCGAGCUUUGGGAAUAACCAUAGAGAUGAAGUUACUGGAACGUGAAUAGCGCUGGUUGUUGGGAGUGAUGAGUAAUGAGCGAAGACAUGACGGGGUUCAACCGAUGAUUGUUUUGUAUGUGAACUGGUACCAAUGCACCAACCUGCAGGAAUGGACUGAUGGCCAGUUAACGAAUAUGGCCACAGCCAUGCCUGAAGAUCAUCUGACAUGCUCCAUCUGUCUGGAGGUGUACAACGACCCUGUCUCCAUUCCCUGUGGACACAACUUCUGUAAGUCCUGCCUCAGCAGGCACUGGGCAGAUAAAGAGCAGCGUCUUUGUCCAUUGUGCAAGGACACAAGUGACAAGGAGCUCAAACUCAGAGUCAACACAGAGUUAAGGGAGAUUGUGGAGAAGUUUAAGAAACAAAAUGAGAAAGCUGAUGGCACAUCUCCAAUUAAACCUGGUCAGGUGCCAUGUGACUGUUGCCCUGGGAAAAAAACCAGAGCCUCAAAAACCUGUUUGGUGUGCCUGGUGUCAUAUUGUGACAAACACCUAGAAAACCACCUGAAAAUCGAUGCCUUCAAGGGACACAAAUUGACAAAACCUGUGCACAAACUGGAGGACAAAAUAUGUAAGAAACACAACCAUAUUCAGGAGUUCUUCUGCAGGGAUGAUCAAAUCCGUGUUUGUGCCCUUUGCACAGAACACAGCGAUCAUGACACGGUUCAUUUGGACGAAAAGUAUGUGGAUAAAAGCUACCACAUGGGGAAGAAACGAGAGGUCGUGCAGGAAACUAAACCCAAAAAAGCAGUGGAGAUUAAAGAUGCAGCACAGAAAAAACAGAAAGGGGGAAGAAAACCAAACAGAGCUAAGUCAAACCAAACAACUCCUCCAGGUCACAAAGAGGCAUCACAACAUCGGAAUGGAAGAACCUGCUUCCCUCAAGUUGCAGGAUUCUCUGAAGAUAUAUUUUUGUUUGAGUUUAAUGUUGAAGACAGAGCUGUCUGCCAUCUAGGAGUAGUGAGAAUAUCAACGUUCAGGAGGCAAAACCUUUUAUCAAACCACAGCGACGGAAACUGGGUUAUAACGUUGCUGAAUGAUGGAAGAAUCAAGAGAGUUUGUAUGUGUUUAGAUCAGAAGAAUAGAGUCCUGUUGUUCUCUAACGCUGACUGUGGAGACAUCAUUUGCAGUUUCUUUGACUGUGAGUUCAGAAAGCGAGAGGAACUCUUUAUAUUCUACGACCCUGGUCAGCCACUCAGCUGGCAGCAGAGGAUACAAAGAUACGUUCAGAAGAAAGUAGAGGAAAGAGAUGUUUCUUUCUUUGUCUCGAUCACACUGAUAACACUUCUUUGGUAUGUUCUAGCUGUGUUUAGUUUCUAACUGCAUUUUUGGUUCUUUUUUAAAACACAGAAAAGGUUUCUUUUAUACCUUGCUGACCGUUUCGUUUACCGGCUGUAAACUUCCUCAGAGCUGACGCUGGUGGUGGUGUGAACGGAGAAGGAAGAGAUGCCACCAUCAGCGUCAGCUCUGAGGAAGUUUACAGCAGUAAAUGAAACUGUCAGCCAGGGGCGUGUCCAGGGAGUGGCCUGGGGUAGCACAUGCCACCCUUGGAAUCUGAUUGGCCACCCCAGGUGCUAACACACUAAUUUACCUUUAAAUAGUCUUUUCAUUGUCCACAAAAGGCUUGGGGGUAAAACAAAAAAGGCAUAACCAUUGGUGCCACCCAUGCACAAAGCUGUGCCUUAUCUGGGCCACCCCAUUUUAAAAGAUCUGGACACGCCACUGCUGUCAGCAAGGUAAAAAAGAAACCUUUCCUGUGUUUUAAAAAAGAACCAAAAAUGCACUGAUAAGACAUUUUUUUACUUUAAUAUCCACGAUAUGUUUGCCAAGGUAACAGAUCUGUCUACACUUCUGGACAUAUUAGCAGACAGAUUCUGGUGGGGGUUGGUAACAAGUGUGAUUGUGAAGAUUUUGCAUUGUGCAAAAACAUGAGUGAACAAUAAAUGAUAUAAUGUUAUCUUCUAUCUGGACUCUGUUCAUGCUUCAUGAAUUCAUGACUGUAUUUACACAACUGGACUGUUUUUGAGCUCACACAAAGAACUCUUCCAUCUCAGCUCUUAACUAAUCUUUCAUUAUUGAAGCUGGUGGAGUACACAGUUAUCAAAAAGUUAAAAACUCUUUUCUUCGUCCAUUAUUCCAUAGUGCAUGUUGGCAAUGUCACCACUAGAGGGAGCUGUGUCUUCAUCCUGCAAACAUCAGCACAUCAGCAUCAUCACUAUAAAGCAGGUGCUGUAAGGAUUCUGCCAUUAAUGAACAUUUUCACAAUUUGAUUCAUUUGACAUUUAAUGUCCUCAGUUAAUAAAUAAUAAACCAAAGGAGAUAAAAUUAUUAAAAACAAAUAAAAAAACAGUAUUGUAGGAUUGUGGCAGAAAGAUGUCAGACAUCUAAAUCUAGACUAAAAAAAUAAACACUAUCCCACAGUUUUUUAUGGUAUGGCCGGUAUUUAUAUAGUGCCAUCUAGGAUUCUACAACCUCCCAAGGCACCUUACAACACAACCAGCCAUUCACCCACACAUGCUGGUGGUGAUGAGCUGCAUUAUAGCCACAGCGGCCCUAGCCAAAACUGACAGAGGCACGGCUGCCAAGUACAGGAGCCACUGGUCCCUCCAACCACCACCAGCAGGCAAGGAGGGGGAAGCAUCUUGCCCAAGGACACAAUGACUGCGACAGACUGAGCGAGGCUCGAACUUGCAACCAUAACAUUUUGAGGCGGGCACUGAACUCCUCUGCCAGUUGUGACCAGCCAGUUUGGUCUACAAAAACACCUUAUAAAGGCAUACUAUGCAAUUUUUCAUCUUUUUGUUUUUUCUGAGAAUAUGUGCUAAAACAGCCUUUUACAGGGUUAAUGAAACAUCAAUGAGACCCCACCGCCCCCUGUGACCAGAAUAUUGCACUUGCAACUUCAAAAGUAUACGGGCUGUCACCCAGUGGCGGC